UUCCCAGGAGGAGAUUCUCAGCGCAAUCCCUGGAUUUUGCCAGCAAGAAGAAGCUCCUGCUCCAGCGGCUGCCAAUGCCGAGCUCGCCGCCGGACACACAGCCCUCGCAGGAGAUUCGCGAGGGCGAGGGCAGCGAUGGCGAUGGAGAUGCCGAUGGCGAGGGUAACAACGAUCGGUUGGAGGUAAAUUUCAAUACCCAGGGAUACAUCCAAUCGCCGGCUCCUCCCGCGACGAAGAAUGCGGCAAGAGCAGCGGGGACUCCGCCAGACAGCCAGCGCAGCGACCGAAGCUUCAACGGGGCUUUCGAGAGCGAUCGAUCGCAAUCGCCGUGCAGGCCAUUGCACUGGCCGAAUCUUCCUGGUGUGGGCUUGACCACGCAAUCGCCCAGCAUUCGUGGAAGGGAUUGCAGUAGCUCCAGCCCGAAACAGGAUGGAGGAGAGAGUGGCAGUCCAGGAUUUGACACUGGUGGAAGGCGGUCGAGCGCUAAAAGGGGAAGAGAAGAAACAACGAUCGCGUUGGAAAGCCUCGAUUUUUCUCAGUUCGUCAGUCCAGCGAAGAACAGAGAAGCAGCGGCGACGACACCGCCACCUCGUCCAUCCAUUGUUGGCGAUCGUCAUCCAACACCGCCACCACCUCCAGCCAUUGUGGGCGAUCGUCACCCAACACCGGUUCCAUCUCCGGGGAUUGUGACACCGCCUCCAAGCUCGCACGACGUCGAGAAAGUGCUGUCGAAUCCCCGCUCCAUCCCCGCUCGGGAUCUCAUAACCACAGUGGCGUCGAGCUCCGGAGGAAAGAAGGCGAGCACCAGGCUCGCCGAGGCUGACGAGAACUUCAUCAGUCCCAACUCGGAGCUUGUGACUUUGAGGAGGAGGAGGAGGAGAUUGCUGAGCAGCAGCUCAUCGACACCCCAACCAAGUGAUGGCGGUGGCGAUGGUGACCAUAACGAUCAUCACGAUCGCGAUCAUCACACGAGCAGCUCGAAGAAAGCGAGGACUGGAGCUCCAAGGAACGUGGAAGCUGUGAUAACUUCUUGGAUGAGGCCUUGCCGGGAGGUGAAGGACUUUGGAGUCGCGGCGUUCGCGGCAGCACUGCAAAGGAUUGGAUACAAGCUGCCUGGUUUUGGAAAUGGCUAGAAAAAAAGCUGGUCCACGCCUUUUGUAAGGGACGGACGCGAUUUGCGCACCCUUUUGGAACGGACGGACACGAUUUGGCAGGAAUUGUAUUAAAGAAUGAUUUAGGUCAUUUAUUUCUUACGAUGGCGAGCCAGAAGUUUUUGGUGACAA
Molecule: messenger RNA, 1283 nt
Organism: Selaginella moellendorffii
Lineage: Eukaryota; Viridiplantae; Streptophyta; Lycopodiopsida; Selaginellales; Selaginellaceae
Product: serine/arginine repetitive matrix protein 2
Exons: 2
Coding region: 75-1133 (352 amino acids)
Source: RefSeq, a predicted model, not a curated record